AAAUGAAUAAAUAUUGUCAAGAAUUAUCCCCGCUCUUCUCCUUGUCAUGACACACAAAGCCAACCAUACCAGAUCGUGACUGCGGAAAAGUGACAAUGGAUGAAAUUAAGGAUAAAUUUGUCGGCAAAUGGAAGCUAGAUCGGAGCGAACGAUUUGAAGACUUCUUGUAUGAAUGUGGUGUAAAUUUCUUUGGUCGCAAGAUGGCAGGAAUGGCGAAACCUGUGUCAGAGAUUUCUGUAAAAGAAGAUGGUAGAGUUCAUAUUUCCAUGGUAACAUCUUUUAUGACACAGGGGGACAGUUUUCUACUUGGUGAAGAAUUUGAAAAGGACAUGCGUGGAAAUAAAAUGGUGGGAAAGUCAUCAUAUAAAGAUGGAAAGAUUAUCAUAGAAUACACUCCGACAGAUCCCAGCAUUAAACCACAGAAGGUGACCCGAGAAGUUGUGAACGGGGAGUUAGUACAGACAAUGGAAAUUGGUGAUGUGAUUUGUAAACGCUAUAUGAAGCGAAUGGAUUCUGAGGUUUAGCGGCUUGUGUGAUAUUCAUAGCAGCUGGACGUUCUAGUGCAAUUUUCGUGGGAAAUGAAUGAUCAAUGUUGUAACACUUUAUGAUGACUUAUUUACAACUAUAAUAAUUGAUGUUUUCAUUUAAAAUACAUUAUAUAAGUAUAGAUAAAUGUAUCGGAGCAUGAUGUAUGUUUGAUUAUUUUUAGUUCAUUUAUAAUAAAAAUAGAAUGAUCAAAA
Ostrea edulis (European flat oyster) is the source of this 740-nucleotide messenger RNA. RefSeq names its product sodium/calcium exchanger regulatory protein 1-like. The transcript has 4 exons. The record is from RefSeq and is a predicted model, not a curated record. Bases 96 to 524 code for a protein of 142 amino acids. Gene Ontology annotation, molecular function: fatty acid binding. Gene Ontology annotation, cellular component: cytosol; nucleus. Gene Ontology annotation, biological process: fatty acid transport. NCBI's taxonomy places the organism in Eukaryota, Metazoa, Mollusca, Bivalvia, Ostreida, Ostreidae.